This is a messenger RNA of Tuber aestivum (summer truffle), 1547 nucleotides long. The record is from the annotation of a GenBank genome assembly. Lineage: Eukaryota; Fungi; Ascomycota; Pezizomycetes; Pezizales; Tuberaceae.
GACCACGGUUCUCAGGAUUCAGGUGCUCGGAUGUGACUGAGCGAGGGAGCCCAAUGGACAUAUCCGGAAAGUGUAGGGCCUUUCUAGGGAUUAGGGGAAUUUGUAGUGCUAAAGGGUGCUAAGGUGACGGAGUCAUGGGAUGGAGGUGCGGGUACCGGUAUGAUUGUACCCAAAUCGCGGCAUAAUCGGGCAGGAAGGGCGGUAUAUGCGUUUCAUGGCUGAAUAAAUUAGACUACCGGUAGGCAGGCACUGGGCUUGUCAGCAAUUCGCAGCAAGAAAACGCAAUAGAGAGACUUGCAGUCGUUUAUGAUACAAUUACCACCCGAAAUAAAGAGUGAUGAAAAACGUAUAGAUGUAAAAAGGAUGAUAAUUUAUAAUAUCUUAUGCCCUGGUUCUGGUUCACCUGUUUGUGAGUGAAUCUCGUAUAAUAGUAAGCGGUUGUCGUCGCUGCUGCCCAAUCAAGUGAGGUCCCGCCAACCCGGACGAGACCAGAUGGGGACAGCUAGACUAUCCUGAAUUGAACUCACCUCACCACAACCUAACGUUCAUCCAUCGGAGGAACAAACAACGAACCAACCCAACCUACCUACCUACCUACUCUACCUACUCUACCUACUGUACCCGUCCUUCACCACCACCACCAAACAACACCACAAUCCCCAGCCCACAUAAAUGGCACCAAACCUCUCCCUAUUCUCGGUACUCCCUCCCAUCCCUGCCACCCCCCCACCGCUAACCUCCCGCCUAGGUAAACGCGAUCUUAAUCCUCUCCCCAGAUGGCACCCGAGUCCUAGCAAAAUAUUACCACCCGCCCCAUAGCUCAACCACUGCCAAUAACCCGACGAGCAACCCCUACCCAACAGCGAAGGAGCAAAAGACCUUCGAGAAGGGCCUCGUGGAGAAGACGGCGAAAUCCAACUCGGACAUAAUCCUCUACGAUAACCGCAUCGUGGUGUUCAAGGCGGAGUCGGAUGUGAUGCUAUACGUCGUUGGCGGCGUGGAGGAGAAUGAGAUGUUGCUGUGGCACACGCUGCUGGCGUUGAGGGAUAGUUUGAAUAUCCUACUCAAGUGAGUCCCGAUGUCCUCCUCCCGCUCUGCUGCAAGCCGGGGGUUGGGGAUAGGGUUUGAAUCGGAUGGCUGAUGAGGGGAUGGAUAGGAAUGCCACGGAUAAGCGCACGCUACUCGAGAAUUACGACAUCGUCUCGCUGGCUAUCGAUGAGAUUGUAGAUGAUGGGAUCAUCCUCGAGACGGAUCCUGCGACGAUUGCUGGCCGCGUAUCGAAACCGCCGAUGCAGGAGGUUGGAGGGGUUAAGGGAUUGGAUCUGAGCGAGCAGGGACUGUUGAACGCUUGGGAGUUUGGGAAGAAGCAGUUGGCGGAGAGGCUGAGGCAGGGUCUUUGAGGUGGAUGUCAUCGCCUGGGAGGAUUAUAGAAGAGGGAGGAGGCAAGUUCCUGUGGGUUUGUUUUUUCUGAAAUACAGAAAAAUAAGUUAUGACAAUAUAAAUAUUCUGGUUUAGAUGCUACUUUUACUAUUAUUAUUAUUAUUAUU